AUGACGUUCCUCUCCAGUCGUCGCCGUUCCCAAUCAGAGGUCGCAUCGCCUGACCACUCUGUGCAGGAACGGGAGAGACAAGAAAUACCUGUCGCGAGUCAUGCGUCCUCGGGUUCACAACAGGGUGCAGCGACUGACUCGGGCUCGGGCAUCCUCCAUGGCUUAUUUCGAAGAAAGAGCGAGAGCUUGCUGAAAUCGGAUUCGUCGAGCUCGAAAUCUCGGACAUUGAGCCGGGGUCCUGUCCCCAAAAUUGACACUAGGCAGCCCAGACAGCCUGACAGAGGUCGCGAAAGUAGCCGACAUAGCAAUCGCUCGCGUUCUCACUCUGGUCAUUCUACACCAAAAACGCCUGGAAGUCCGGAGCAGACUUCAGCUGUUGCUCAUGGUGAACCAAAGCAACCCAGCAAUAUUCAGGAUUACCUAGAAUUCCGCCUUGAUGAGGCGACCAAGCUCAAAGAUGGCCAGUCACCAGACGAGGCGGCGCUCACGAAAAAGGACAUCAAAGCUAUUCUCUCUGGAGCUCCGCAUUUCUUGCUCGAGAGAGGCAAGCAUGGUCGUUGGUACCCGCAAGUCAUCUUUCCCUGGGAUGAACACCAUCCAUCUAUUCUCCGCAUGCUAGAUCGCAAGCCGUUGCCUCAUGCUUCAUUCACCCUUUGUACUCUCCAUGCGCAUCUCCCAGUGCCAGAUGACUGGGCCGUGAAGGGUGGUGUUCCUCUUCCGUUACACAGCUGGCACCGGUCCGGAGGGUUCAAAAGAGCUUCAUUUGAUGUGGGCGUCUUCGAGGUACCGAACAUGUUAGCCAAUAACGGGAGAGAGCCAGGGACCAUUGGAUACCGGCACUUCUUGGAAUGCGAUAUCGCUGAUAUGGUUCGGUACUCUGGACGCCCAGAGCCCAAGAUGGACCCGGACUUUCAGCGACUCGCGCAACUUCCUGCAACCGAAGCAUUUGGACUGAUAGAUGGCUACAACAAACCGUAUUCGCAGUGUCACAGUGGUGCUGUGCUUGAUCGACGCCAACUUUUGCAGGAGGGGCCCGCUGCAUGGAAGCGCAUCGGAGUACGAGAUAUUAAUCUACGGUCCCUAGUGCAGCGCUUGACACACUUGCGACAAUUGCGUUUGAAAAUCCUCCUCGAUAGAUCGACGAUGACGGUUUUGGACAUCGAAUCAUCUCAUGAACUACAUACCAUUUUACAUACCCAGUUUCUCUAUCCUCAUCCGCCACUUGAAGGUCUGAUGCCCGGACACCCAGAGAGUCUCAAAUCGCAAAUUAAGACAUUGACGACCGUCCUCGCUACACCCGGAGCAUGGAUCGAUUUCAGUCUUCCCGAGUGGCGCAUCCGAGUAGGUCAGGUUCUAUGGGAAGCACCCCCGCACGUAGACGGGGACUGCUUCGAAGAAGGUAGCGGCGGCGAUCCAUCGCAAAAGCCAUGGAUGAAUGCUGGUAUGGACCGAAAGUGGCUUCUAAUUCAACUGUUACUUGCAGCGGAGCUACUGAUUCGUCUCGAUGCGUUUGUUCGCAUGGGCAUGUUACACGAUCCCCACGGCGGUCUCCUGACCACGCAAGAGCUCCAGAAUUAUGAGAGAUUGCGAGAGGGCAAAGUAAACUGGGAUCUCAUCGUCGCGCGGCGAUUCCUCGACAAUCUGGAAAUUGAAUAUGGUUCGACCCCAGCUGAGGGUUCACCAGUUGGCACCCCGUCACCAGGAUCAUUCGACAAAACCACCAGCAAACAUUCUCGCUUUUCGUUUCUUGGGUCUAUCAAUCGUCGCCUUACAUCAUUCACUGAGCCCGAUCGCCGCUCAGCAUGGCAAUGUAAUAUCAGUUCCCCGCAUAUCCGCCAGCAAUUGGAAGGACUAUGCGUCUUUGCAGAAAACAUUGGAUGGCCGAAUGUCGACACACUCAGGACUACUUUAGAACAGAAACUCCGCAACGGCAACCAGACUUUAACUUUCCCCCCAAUAGACACCGAGUCGCGUCGACCAGCACCGGAAAAGGCAUCAAGCGAACCUGCGGCCGUACGAUUAGGGAAAGGAGAUAUGUACACUCGAAGCCAGUCUAGACGGUGCAUAAAACUCCGCAGUCCCUGCAUAGACGACGAAGAUCCACACGCAUCUGACACUCUAGGCUGGAUCUCUCGAACUUGGUUAUCAGGCUUUGUCGUACCCGGCGAAGGAAUAAGCCACCUCCUCAUUGGGACUCUUCUAGAGAACGACACCAACGCAAUCCAGCAACUAGGACCGACGGCCAAUCUCUACGGCGGCUUUAUAUACGGCGACCGCAGCUGGUGGAGCAAGGCAUGCAUCGUCGGCCGUGUCUUGUCGGCGUUAGAUUGUGCCCAGACUUGCAUGGGAUGGGUCGGUAGUGAUGUGGUUCCCCGCGAUGUGAAUACCUUGAGCCCAUUAGCUCCGGGCUGGUUUGAAGUCCAGGUUCAGCGGAUACCGCGCUCGGGUUCGACUUCAGCCGCGUGCCGUCCUCGUAUCAAACAGGGAGGCAAGCUUGCGUUGGAGUCAACCCCGCUCGGCACGGGUGAUAUCAGUGCUGAUGCGUUUACGUUGCCGGUUGAUCGACCUGCUGCGAGUGAUCCCGGGCCGACCGUGAGGCUCGAAGCGCUUACUUUGGCUGUGAAGACACCUCGCAGGAGGAACAUACUUGUGAGCGAUGAGGCUUCUAUUUCAUUUGCUCUUGAGACGAAGUCGAACUCCGAGUCCGAGUCUCAAUUACCGACUACGAUCACGUUACCACUCACAUACAAUGUGCGCUUUAUAUCCGGCCAUGAAUGUCGUCCACCACUCGGCUUCCUAUCGCAUCACCAAGACAAAUGUGAUCACACAAAAACAACAGACUGGAGUGAAUUCAAACGUCUACCCGGCCAUCCAUUGCACCGAUCGUUCUCGUACAAGAACGUCACUCUCGAAUCCCUGCCUCAGCACCCAGCCCCAUCGCCCAACCCCGAUGGAUCCCAUGAGGUCAUCGUGGUCGAUGCGCGCGGAUCCCGGAACAAGGAGACAUUCGUCCGAGCAUGGUGCGCGUCAGUAGGCAGUCACGCGUUAAUCGGUCGCGUCGGAAGAACAUGCAUCGCAUGUUGUGUCCGAGAAGCACGUGCAAUUGACGUGCAGGUCGUGGUCCGAGUAGGAGACUACUAG
Penicillium longicatenatum is the source of this 3141-nucleotide messenger RNA. RefSeq lists its product as uncharacterized. The transcript is spliced from 2 exons. The coding region runs from base 1 to 3141 and encodes 1046 amino acids. Lineage: Eukaryota; Fungi; Ascomycota; Eurotiomycetes; Eurotiales; Aspergillaceae. The record is from RefSeq and is a predicted model, not a curated record.